CUUUGUAGUAUUCAUUGUGGGUGCUAUUAUGGAGAGGAAGAUUGCAUAGAGAUCAAUAAAAGGAGGGUCUAAACAACCAAUGCGAUAAUGAAAAGGUAAACAAUUAUCAUCCAUAUACAUGAUGAUGAGCAAGGGUAUAGUAGUCUGUUAUAAUUGUUGUAGGGUGACACUAUUAACCUCUUAAGAGUGAAGGGAGGGGCCAACUAUUAGCUUAGCUUAAUUUAUAGCUCAAGUUCACAGAUCCAAUACAGAUAUUAUCUCAUCUCAUUCCAUAGUUCAACAAUUCGCUUAAUUCAUUUUUUACAUAAACACAUGUAAUGCAAUGACCCGGGGCAACGCCCAGGCCACCAACUAGUUUUUAAACUUAUAAAGGAUUUUUAAAGGUUUGAAUUAGAUUAGACUGGAUAUCAUAAAGUAAAACCUAUUUACCAUAAUAAUUGCUUUUGGCCUAGUUUGAAAUAAAUUUUGAAGCCCCUACUACAUAAUAUAUACGAGUAAUAUAUAUUUCGUACCAAGCAUGAGUUAUGUCAUCGCCAGUUUCGCCACUGCCAUAAUUGCAAUUAAUAAGGAAUUAAAGAUUAAAAUUAUAAUUCUCAACCCCUCACCCCCACCAAAAUCCCACGUACCAAACUGUCCUUAAACUUUUAUAAUUGUCAUAACUCAUAAGGUAUGUUUAAUUUGGAUUAAAGAGGUGCCAUAAAGUAUUAGGUAUGAUGUUAUGUUUUAAAUUUUGAUUAAGUAAAUUAAUAUGUCUAUUGACAUUUUCAUGUCCCAAAAUAAAAGGAAAAAAAAAAAAAAUUAGGUAUUAAUUGCCGACCAUCCACUCACCUUUAACCAAACUAUCAAAUUACUCCUAAAUAAUUAAUCAAAAAACUUUCAAAAAGAUUUUAAUAAUUAAAAAUAAAAAUAAAAAUAAAAAUAAAAAUAAAAGAUAAAGCAAAGACAAAACUUCUAUUCUCUAGCAGUAUACUGAAUAAUUAAUUAAUUCUAUGAACUUAAGCACCAAUUCCUGGAUUUAAUCACAUAAAACAUGACAUUAAAGCUUCUUUAAUUACUAUUAAUCAUCCAAUAUAGCCCCCAAAGCUAGAAGAAUCGGAACCUUCCCACCUACCUUACUCCAAAAAAGUCUCUCUCAUUCUAAAUUUGCUCUCAAAUUUGGACCCAUUUCAAGUAAGCAUCUUUUUCUCUCUUUUUCACUGUAUAAUCCAAAGUUUUUGUACAUAUUUUUUGUAGUACUUAGAAGAUUUGAUUGAUAAUUACAUUUAUGCUUUUCUGGGUAGUUUAAAGAUUUUGUUUCAUGGGAGAAAAGAUGUCUGAAUCUGGGUUUUCUAUACAUAAUGAUUCAAGUGAUGGUGAAUUGUUGCGUGAUAUUGAAGAGAUUAGUAAUGCCCUUUAUUCAAUGAACAAAACCCAUGAAAAUUCUGUGAUUUCUUACUCUAAUUAUGGACCUAAAUCGCAUUUUAGUGUACCAAAAUCGAACCCGAAACCAGGGUUUGAUAGAGAGAAAGAGUGGUUGAAGGAGGAGCAUAAGCAACAUUCAUCAAUUUGGGGUUGGAAACCCUUUAAGGCAUUGUCCCACAUUAUUAGGCAGAGGAAAUUUACUUGUUAUUUCUUUUGUCAUGUUCAUUGUAUUGAGAAUUUGAUGUUGGAUUUCAAAGAUAUUUGUUUGAGUGUGCAUUGGAAGAGGAAGGAUGUUGUGCUUAAGACCCGUCCGUCGAGGGUUUCGAAUGGCAUGGUUGAGUUUGAGGAGACAUUGAUGAGUAAAUGUACUGUUAGUGGCUCUAAAAAUGGUCAUGGGGGUUUUGUGAAGUAUGAGCCUAAGCAUUUUUUGUUAUAUGCGUCGAUAGUUGGGACAGAAGGGUUAGAUAUUGGGAAGCAUUGGGUUGAUCUUACAAGAUUGCUUCCUCUUACUUUGGAGGAGUUGGAGCAAGAUAGAUGCUCAGGAAAAUGGUCGACGAGCUUUAAGCUUGCAGGCAAGGCGAAUGGUGCUACUUUGCAUGUUAGUUUUGGGUUUUUGGUUACAAAGGAUGGAUUAGCUGAAUCAGGUAGUUGCAUAAAACCACCUCUCGCUCUUAGCUUGGAGGGAAAUGAAUUGAACAGGAUGAGCUCUGUUGAUUCUGGUUCUGUCAGAGGCAAUACCUCACUUAGGCGGGUGGGGAGUGUUCCGAGUAGCUUAAAUAAUGCUUCUUGUUAUUCAUCUCAAUACCUGGAUGCAAAGAUUGGUGGGCCGAAGGAUGAAUAUGAUUUCUCAAAUUCCAUUGAUAUGCUAUAUGGUAAGCUUGAGGAAGGGAGGGUUGAUAGUCUGACAAAGUUUGAUAAGGUUAUUGAACAGUUGGAGUCGAUUCAGUUGGGUCCAAACUCAUUAUCUAGUUCUGUAAAAGAUUUUUGUGGAACCAAACAUGAUGAUGCUGAGUUUACAGUGAUAGAAAAGGGAGUAGAAUCAGAGUGCUCCCCCAAGGAAGCGAAAAAGUUGGAUGAAUGUAUCCCUGCAGACUUGGAAGCCUCAGCUGUAGAAAUAAUUGAUGUGGCUGAGAUUUUCAAGGGUGAAGAGAUAUGCUCAGAGGAGGAGACAAAGGUUGCUAAUUGGGAUGAAGCCUUGAAUUGUGUUUCAGAAGAGGCUCCUAUAGAUAAAUACAGUGUUGAUAUUAAAGAGUCAUAUCUUGAAGAAGAGGCUUUAGAUUUGCUUAAGAUGUUUAUUUCACAGUCUGAUGAAUUAGAAACGUCAGAGGAUGAUAUGUCUGUUGAGAUUAAAGCCAAGUAUAAAGGAAGUAAUCUGGUCAAAUCAUUGAGCUUAAAUGACUUUGAAAGAACUGUGGCAGAUGAUUUCUGUAAUCUGUUGCAAGACUUGCGUACUCCCUCAAACCGGAGUUUCAAUGGCGGGCUUGAAUCUCCUCGAGAACGCCUUUUAAGACAGUUUGAAGAAGAUAUGAUGACUUCAGGUAGCCUCUUCUUGGGUGCUGAUGUACAAGAUGAUGUGUCUGAUUAUGACUUUGCAGCUUUUGGUGUAUCCUCUUCAGAAUAUAAUUUUGAGAGUGUAGAUCACUCGCCUGUCAUUGAUACUGCAGGCCUUGAAGUGAAUGAAAGUUUACAACAGGCAUUGAGAAAUAAACUGAAAGCAAAAAGCCUUGAACGCUUGGAAACUCAGACCUUGAUGCAAAGAUGGGGUUUAAAUGAGGAAGCCUUCCAGAGCUCCCCUUAUUAUAGCACUGGUGGAUUUGGGAGUCCUGUUUUUGUACCACCUGAAGAACCAAUAGGAUUGCCUCCCCUUGCAGAAGGCCUGGAACCAUUGCUUCACUUAAAUGAUGGAGGAUAUCUGCGGUCUAUGAGCCCUUUGCUUUUCAAAAAUGCUAACAAUUGUGGGAGCUUGAUCAUGCAAACGUCGAAGACUCUCGUGCUACCCACAGAAUUGGGUUCUGAUAUCAUGGAGAUAUUGCAGUGUUUGGCAUCGGUUGGCUGUGAGAGACUGUCCAAGAAAGUGCAUAGUUUAUUGCCUAUGGAAGAUCUCUCUGGAAAAAUUAUGCAGCAAAUAGCAUGGGAGGCUUCAUACUAUGCUGAGGUGUCCGAAAGGUCUGCCUCUUCUCAGUAUGAAUCUGAUGUCAAGAUUGAGGUUGAGGGGCAUCCAUAUGUUCAAGGUUGUAAUUACUUUAGUUCAAGGUCAACUGGCGGUGAUAUCAGGUCAGAAUAUGUGGCUGCUAAAGAUCUGGCCUUGUUGGCACUCGACAGUAUAGAAGUCCUCAUGAUUGAGGGGUUGAAAAUACAGUCAGGCAUGCCUGAUCACGAUGCACCUUCCAGCAUCAGGGUAAAAUCUGUAAAAGAGGUCAGAUAUCAACCUGGGAUUGACUACUUUGAUGACUCUUCCGACUAUGUUAAUGGAUUGUUGGAUCUUUCUAUUUCAUUAGCUGAGUGGUUAAGGCUGGAUUCUGGAAUGUCAGGUGAUGAAAAUCACGAUGGUAAGAGUACAAUGAAUGUGCUAAGAGCUCAUCAUGCCAAGUCUAGCUAUUUUAACAACAAAUUGGCAGGAGAAAAUAACACAGAGAAUGAAUCGAGAAAUUGUGGGAUUUUGGGAGAUAAUCUUACAUUAGUUAUGAUGAUGCAGCUCAGAGAUCCACUCCGAAACUAUGAACCAGUUGGUGGCCCAAUGCUCAGUCUAAUUCAGGUCAAGAGACUUAUUGAACCUGUGAUUUUAGCAUUGGAAGGUGACAAAGAGGGAAAAGGCAUGGUUUCCAGGUUCAGAUUAGAUGAAGCUCAUGUUGCAGGAUUGAAUAUUGAAUCCAACAAUCUAGAAACAUGGUCUUCUAGGAGACAGAAACAAUCGGGAUCUCGGUGGUUGCUUGCUAGUGGUUUGACCAAGAACUGUAAUUCUCGGUUUUCAAAGUCAAAGUCAAAGUCAAUAAUAAGAAUCUCCUCACAAGUGCUUAGAAAACCAUGGACACGAAACUUCAUUUGGAGCCUUUCACAUCCCAUUCAUGAAGUUGAAGCUGACCCUCUGAACCCACUCACUCGCAACCCUGACGUUAUAUUUCCUCAAGUGACUGUUUGAUUCCCAUGGUAAGAAACAUGUUACCCAGAUGAGACUAUUAUUCCCUCCUUUAGGAACUUGAAGCGCAAGUACGUAUAUCAAGUCAUAUAUGUGCGUCUCUUACACCGUCGUUCUGUAACUAUGAUAUGAUACUAGAAUUACGUUUUGUUCAACUGUUUUUGCUGUAUAUUGCUUCAGGAUGGUGACUUGUUUUUGCUCUAAACAGGGUCAUGGACUCAUGGUCUGUAAUUAGUCAAUUAGUCAAUGAAACUUUAGUGGUACAUAUUGGAGUAUCUUUUGAAUUCUUUUUAGGCCAAUUAUUGUGACUCUAAAUGCGAUGAGGUUUUUUGUUUUGUGGAUGUAAAUGUAACUCAUUUUACCCUACAUGACGUACAUCUCUUUUCUGUUGAUGAUG
This is a messenger RNA of Chenopodium quinoa (quinoa), 4934 nucleotides long. RefSeq names its product protein PLASTID MOVEMENT IMPAIRED 1-RELATED 1-like. The transcript has 2 exons. Bases 1298 to 4540 code for a protein of 1080 amino acids. The record is from RefSeq and is a predicted model, not a curated record. Lineage: Eukaryota; Viridiplantae; Streptophyta; Magnoliopsida; Caryophyllales; Amaranthaceae.